AUGUAUAACCAUUCGUCAUCGACAUCUUCAUCCGGUGGAGCUUCUGGACCUUCGACAAACACAGCUGAAUCACAACAACAGAAAAGGAGCAUACCCCCCUGGCACUACGGUACAAACAACGAACCUACUGUAGGUUGGAUCCCUUCUUGGAGUAACGUCUCAAUGGAUAGCGGUGCAAAUCAACUAAACCCCAUCCUCCCACCGAAUCAACAUUGGAACUCACAAAACCCUUCACAAUCAGAACAUCAUCAUCAAGCAUCACAACGACAGCCUGCUGUGUCAACGCACCAACAAUCUUAUACUCAACCACAAGACUCCAUAUUCCCUCCCCCGAUGAAUACCGUUCUUUCGAAUACAAUAUCAACUCUUCCUUCGCCUAAAGGCAAAGCUGCAGAAAUGCAAACACCAGAGAAACCAGACAAGACUGCAUCUACAAAAAGGGCGAGCGCAAGUAAAGCAACAACCAAUGGACAUGGAAAGAAGAAGAAAAGAAAGGUUGAAGUGGAAAAUGACGACCAUUCCGUACAUUCGGCGACUGAAGCUGACAAAGAAAAAGAGAAGAGAACCAAGACCGGUAGAGCCUGCGAUGCAUGUCGAACAAAGAAAAUUCGCUGUGAUAUCUUACCAUCAGCGGAAACAUCCUCACGAACAGAAGAUCAACCUAUUUGCGCCCAUUGCAAGCAAAGUAACCUUGAAUGUACUUUCUUCUUACCUAUAACCGAGACCAGGUUUAAAAAGAAACGUGAGAGUACGAGAAAAGAAUCCACUCCAGCACCUGAGCAGUCAUCGGCAAAGGCAUCCACUUUGAGAGCGUCUAAAGCUGGUAGCGAAAGCGUACUCGAUCAUCAGCCUAUGGCUUCGACCGCGGAAAACGAAGUCAGAGGAGGAAGGGUAGAAGGUCCCACAUCAAUUGCAUUCCUGCUCCAUACUACAAUUCCCAGUAUACAGUCCGAAGGAUUUGAUCUUCGAAAUCACAGCUCAUGGGAAGUCUUGGAAGAUGGAAAUGGUGUCAUACGAGUUAAUGCCCCUCCCUCAGCUCAUGGUAACGCAGAUGUCGAUCCAGAUCCUACACGAGGUCACAGUCGUCUCAACAAGCCAGCACUAUCAGGUCAAACAAUGUCUCUACUCGUCAAUGCUUACUUCAAAGAAGCAUCUCCUCUCUUUCCUAUUAUUUCGAGAGCUGAAUUCGCCGCUAAAACUGCACCAAGUCCACUUCUGCUCUACGCCAUCUGUGGUGUUGCCUCAACAAGAAGACAAUUUCCUAGAGAGGUUUUUGCUAGUGUAAGAGGAGUCCUGAAUGGUUUAUUAAGGAGCAAUGACGUAUUAAGCGACGCGAGAUUUGAGAAUGUCCAAGCUUUAUUGCUUCUCGCUCAAGUCGGUGAUCUACAUGCUCAGCCUACUGCUGCUACCGCCAGCGCGUCGUUGAUUAGAACAGGAGCUGCAAUUCGAAUGGCGCAAGAUCUCGGUUUACAUCGUGAAUCCGCCAUUCGAGCUACAGGACCGAAAGAUUUGGCCUAUAUGGAGCUACGUAGACGGGUAUGGGCUACCUGUGUUAUCAUGGACAGGUGGUACGGAGCGGCUCUCGGCAUUCCCCUUCUUAUAGAUCUAUUGGAUUGCGAUGUUCUCCUUCCUGCUCCGUACAAUAUUCUGCCCCACGCCGAGCCAUCUGAGUGGCCCAUCGACACCAAUUUCAUGGCUUUGACUGAACAUCUAAAAUUGUCUAUCAUCAUCGGACGAACUCUGAAAGUUUGUUAUUCCCCAACGGGUCUGAAACAUGUAACCGAUGCUCAACUGGAAGGUAUAGUAGAUGACAUGGAAUCGUGGAGAGCAGCAUUACCCGAGGAGCUGGUGUUUGAAGGAGUCGGCAGUAGUCAUGUAGCUGCUCUUCUGCAUUUUGGUUACACUGCACUCCAGUUCCUAUUUUGGAGGCUGUUUACGAGAAUUACUCAUUCUUGCCCACCCCAUUUAACCUUUUCUUUGGAGCUUUCACAUUGGUCGAAAAUGAUUAAGUGGUCCAAAGACGCUCUUGAAUGGCUGGAUGUGAAUGACGACGCUUUAGAUACGCUGUUCAUAUUCCCUUACGCAGCCACAAGUUGCGCAUUGAUCCAAUAUCAUACCUGGGCUAGAAGAGGUGAUUCUGAUUCAUUAGGAGCCUUGAAAUUGGUGAAGGAAACCGCUACCAAGUGGGAGAACACUGUGCAGCCUGACCAGAUGUCAAUCCGUCGAAAGACAUGCGAAACCAUGACGCUAUUGUACGAAGCGGCUUUGAAGACCGAUCCAGAUAGUCAGGAGAAUCAUGUACCACCGAAGAUGCCCGCCAAUCCCACUCCUGGAGUGUUUCCGCGUCAAGGCGGGUUCGGUAGAGUGCAAUUUCAGAAAGACGGCAAUCGACAGGGUGGUGGAGUAUUCGUGGCUGAUUCUGAAGAAGAUCGAAAUCUGAGUGGAGUGAAGGAAACGGAUGUCAUUUUGUCAUCUCAAAUACCUGACAGUCAAAAUUCAAGAAGUGCUGGUACUGCUCAAAGGAGCAACCCUCAUCGUGGUCCAAAAAAUCCAGAACAAGGAAAUUUGGAAGGCAAAGAACAAACUCAAUUGGGAAACAGUCGCACAGGAGGUGGAGAGGUAUCAGACAGACAAAUACAACAUCCCAGUAAUUUCAAUCCUCAAAUCAAUCAAAAUGGACUUCAAGACGGCAGUUCAAUGGGAAUGGGACUGAAUGGUAACUCCAUCCCACAGGUGCCAUACUCAAUAACUGGUUAUAAUCCAGGAGGAAUGGACGAACAAUAUCAACUCCAAAAUCAUCAUACUGGAAGUUCAUAUGGUACUUUACCAAAUUCCAAUAGUAACGCCCCUUCUUCGAGCAGUAAUACAUUCGAUGGACCUGGGUACAACAACGCAAACGGAAACGGAUAUGGUUUCAACAAUAAUACGUUUGAUCCAUCCUUUUUAGAUUCGCUACCUUCCAGUUCUUUCGAUUGGGAUAGUUGGUCAACCUAUUUUGAUAAAUUCUUGCCUGCGGCGGCUAAUCAGAGUUUCGAAAAUAUGCCAUGA
Molecule: messenger RNA, 3048 nt
Organism: Kwoniella shivajii
Lineage: Eukaryota; Fungi; Basidiomycota; Tremellomycetes; Tremellales; Cryptococcaceae
Exons: 10
Coding region: 1-3048 (1015 amino acids)
Biological process (GO): DNA-templated transcription
Cellular component (GO): nucleus
Molecular function (GO): zinc ion binding; DNA-binding transcription factor activity, RNA polymerase II-specific; DNA binding
Source: RefSeq, a predicted model, not a curated record